Molecule: messenger RNA, 1199 nt
Organism: Lucilia sericata (common green bottle fly)
Lineage: Eukaryota; Metazoa; Arthropoda; Insecta; Diptera; Calliphoridae
Exons: 3
Coding region: 187-1077 (296 amino acids)
Biological process (GO): regulation of exit from mitosis
Cellular component (GO): nucleus
Source: RefSeq, a predicted model, not a curated record
UAUAAUUUGGAGAAUUUCCAUUAAUUUUGUAAACAACAACUUUUAAAAACUUGGCAACCCUAUUGUUAUCAAAGAUUUAAAACAAAUUUGUUUUAAAAAUAUUUAGCGCUUCUCAUACUAAUUUCUUACUUAUUUUAUCGCAAACUGUAAUUUGAUUUAACCCUAGUAUUUAAAAAUUACAAAAGUAUGUCUUUAAAGAAACAACUUGAUUUAUAUAUAGAAGUUGAUGUCCUAACAGCGGGGACAACGGCGGAAGUUGUCAAUGCAAUCUUGGAAUCAUUAUUGUAUCAAAGGAACCAGAUACCAUUUGUUUAUAAAACCUAUCGAUAUUAUGUCAACAAAUGGUUAGAACAGGAACAGAAGCAAUCAAAACUUGACAACGAAAUCUGUGGAGUGCAAAGUUUUCAGGUGCAACGAAAGAAACAACAAGCUACCGCCACCAAGGAAGCUAUAAGCGCCAUGAGAGAGACUAUUAAAAAGGCCUUUGAAAAGAAACCUAUAAAAUCUUUAAGAUUUUUGUUUGGCUCCACCAUAUUUACCGCCAAGGAAUGUUAUACGUUACACAUACCUACUGAAAAUAUUGCAAUGAACCAUUUUCAUGACCAUCAUAGUAUAUCACCGGCCAAACUAAAUCAAACCUUAUUAUCUCUAUUAACGAGUGAAGAUCUUUAUGGCAUAUUUUCUCAUAAUUUAAAUCCUACUAACAUGUAUUUGGAAUUAGAAAUAAUGGAAAAUGAAAAUCCCAACUUAAUAUCUAGUAAGGAAGCCCUCAACAAAUCACAAAUAUUUCCCAAAGAUUUUUCAUCAUUACCGGCCAGCUGUAAGGACAUUCAUAUACAUUUAAUGCAUAAACCCGUCGCCACUAUUGAUUAUAAACAACUUAAAUGUUGUAAAGAUCUACAAGUGUUCGAGGAUCUAAUAAGUUUAAAUUUGGACGAUGCCAGCGAACGACAGGACAAUGUUAAUAAUAAACUGUUUAAAUCAUAUCCAAAUUCAACACCUGCUUGGUGGGAAGCUGAAAUUGUUAUACGCGGUUUUAAGGAUCAACCUACUAAGGGGUUUAAUAUUUGGUCAUAAUUUUUUUUUAAGAAUAUUGGGAUAGUUUUCAACCGCUAUGGACUUUUUAAUUAGAUUACUUUUUUUAAUAAAUAGAUGACGUAUUUUGAAUAAAGUUUUUAGAUUUAAUAAAAAAGAACUUA